AUGGCUCUUGCAAUAUCGCUCUACGCGCCCUCAACGACAAUCUCAUCCAGCUCAUCGUCGGGCCCGGAUGAGGACGGCAGGCUCGACCCCUCUGUCUUUUCAAAACAUCCUUUUCGCUUUGACACAGGCAUCGCCUUGUUCGCGAAGCGCACUCCGCGGCCGUUCCCUCCUCCGUUCCUCUCGCCGCCGUCGGGCUCCUUCAGUGACCCGCUCAGCACCCACGACCGGAGCCGGGACCGGCGCCGCGCCUACGUCGGUGGGCAGCUGAUUCAGGGGCUUACCAACGGCGACGAUGCCGUGUUUGCGAGCGACUAUUUCAUCGGUGCCAACGACGGCGUUGGCGCGUGGAGUAUGCGGCCCAGGGGUCAUGCUGGACUAUGGGCGCGCUUGGUCCUUCACUUUUGGGCAACCAGUAUGUUUGAGGACGCCGCGCGACAAGGCGACGUCUACCGGCCAGACCCCGUCGCCUACCUGCAACGCGCAUACGAGCAGACCAUCGAGGCGACAGGCCCGCCCAACGACUGGCAAGGGACCACAACGGCCGCCGGCGCGCAGUUGCACUACCGCCGUCUCAAUAGCACCAGCAGCAACAGCACCAACAACAACGACGAACCCGCCUCGUCCACAACAGACGACCGACGCAGCAGCGGCAAGCUCGCCAGGAAGGAUGAUAUGCAACUGCAACCGCUCGUGUACGUGACCAACCUGGGCGACUCGCAAGUGAUGGUGGUGCGGCCGUCGACACGCGAGAUGGUGUACAAGUCGGCGGAGCAGUGGCACUGGUUCGACUGCCCGCGGCAGCUAGGCACCAACAGCCCGGACACGCCGCGCGAGUGCGCCGUCGUUGACAUUGUCCCCAUCCGCGAGGGCGACGUCGUGCUCGCCAUGUCGGACGGGGUGAUUGACAACCUGUGGGCGCACGAGAUUGUGGACAAGGUCAGCGAGAGUCUGGAGAGGUGGGAGAGGGGCGAUGUCAGGGGCUAUCGAGGAGCGGGAGGAGGGGUGCUCGUCAGCGGUGAUUGUGGGAGUAGUAGCGGGAUGAUGGAAUACGUCGCCGCGGAGCUGAUGGAGGCUGCGAGGGCCAUCGCGGUGGAUCCGUUUGCUGAGAGCCCUUUUAUGGAGCAUGCUAUUGAGGAGGGGCUGGCAAGUGUCGGCGGCAAACUGGACGACAUCAGCGUCGUGGCUGCGAUAUGCAGGCGGAACGGUCCGUGAUGAACGGGCUUGGAGAUGGCCGAUGGACUUCCGGUUGUGUGUUGGAUCUCGACCGGUGUGUUGAAUGAUAAGCUAGACGCAGGCCCAGCGGCUUGCCCGGGAGUAGUGGCCUUCUUUUCCCUCCUUCCAGUCGGGUUCAUUUCCUGCAAACCUCUCUGGAAUAAUGAUGUUAGUUAUAGAAGGCUGGCGGUUGCGGGUAGCUAGGUGUUUGAUGUUUGGCUAGGAGCAGCAUGGGUCAUUGCUGGGGACCUUAAUGCUGUCAAGAACUUCGUACAUCAUGAAAGCGAUUUGACUCAGAGUAUCUCCGGGGCAGAACUCCACCGAAUGCAGAUGCGAUGUCUACCGCACCGUAUGCAUUGUGAGCCUUCACUACUGCCAUCGUCGAUGGAUUGUUU
Messenger RNA from Parathielavia appendiculata, 1607 nucleotides. RefSeq lists its product as uncharacterized. Gene Ontology annotation, biological process: protein dephosphorylation. The record is from RefSeq and is a predicted model, not a curated record. The transcript is spliced from 4 exons. Gene Ontology annotation, molecular function: protein serine/threonine phosphatase activity. NCBI's taxonomy places the organism in Eukaryota, Fungi, Ascomycota, Sordariomycetes, Sordariales, Chaetomiaceae. Bases 1 to 1212 code for a protein of 403 amino acids.